Anopheles coustani is the source of this 1121-nucleotide messenger RNA. Its product is annotated as inositol monophosphatase 1-like. The transcript has 4 exons. Gene Ontology annotation, molecular function: inositol monophosphate 1-phosphatase activity. NCBI's taxonomy places the organism in Eukaryota, Metazoa, Arthropoda, Insecta, Diptera, Culicidae. The coding region runs from base 127 to 945 and encodes 272 amino acids. The record is from RefSeq and is a predicted model, not a curated record. Gene Ontology annotation, biological process: signal transduction; inositol metabolic process; phosphatidylinositol phosphate biosynthetic process.
ACAGAAACAGUAUCAAUUUAUGUUUUGAAGCGUAAACACUGAAGUACUUGGUAGAAUUGUUCAAAUUAGAUCGUGAAUUACGCAUAUAGUACUAAACAUUUUGUAAAACCCACAUUCAUCAUAAGCAUGAAUCUCGACGAGUGCUUCGAACAUGUUUUGGCACUGGUUGAAAGUGCCGGGCAAGUGAUUGCCGCCAGAAACUCCCAGCGGAAAACGGUGGUGCAAAAAUCAAGCAACAUCGAUUUAUUGACGGAAACCGACCAGCAAGUGGAGCGCAUGUUGAUGGACGGUAUCUCCUCCAAAUACCCUGAUCAUAGGUUUAUUGGGGAGGAAGAGACAAGCGAGGGCAAGAAAGCCGAGCUAACCGAAGCCCCAACCUGGAUCAUAGAUCCCGUGGACGGCACGAUGAACUUUGUGCACAGUUUCCCCCAUUCUUGCAUUUCCAUCGCGUUGCUUGUCGACCGUGUGGCCGAGAUUGCCAUAAUUUAUAAUCCCAUCCUUAACCAGAAGUUUACGGCACGCCGUGGUAAGGGUGCGUUUUUGAACGGAAACCGGAUUAGCGUGUCGGGAGAAACGUCCCUCGAGGGUGCCCUUGUUACGACGGAGUUCGGAACGAGCCGGGACGAAGAAAAAACUAAGGUCGUGUUGGAAAACAUCGGCAAAUUGGUGCGAAAAGUUCAUGGAAUGCGUAGCCUCGGUUCAGCCGCUCUCAACAUGGCCAUGGUGGCGCUAGGUGGAGCCGAUUUCAAUUACGAAUUUGGAAUUCACGCCUGGGACAUUGCGGCUGGCGACUUGCUGGUCCGUGAGGCAGGUGGAGUGUGCCUCGAUCCGGCCGGUGGUCCGUUGGAUUUAAUGUCCCGUCGGGUGCUGUGUGCUAGUUCGCAAGCACUAGCCGACCAGGUGGUCCUCGAGCUGACGCAGUUCUAUCCAGAACCAAGGGAUUAAAACAUAACUAAGGCUAUCGGAGAACGCUGUUUGAAUCGUCGAUGGAGCAGACGGUUUAAUGUACUUACCCCAUAUAUGUACCCCUGACAAAUUAUUGGCUCUAAAGUCCAAGAGUUUGUCAAAAACUAUAUACCGAAAGUAAUAAACGUUGUUGAAUGUUGUGUUAUUAUCAUAAA